CGCUUCCGAUUCGACCGUGGAUCGUCCUGUCUUCACCAACUCUCUCCGACACAAGGAACUACUGUCACUUGAUUAUUGUCGUCGUGCCGUGAUCAUCGAUACAGUCCAUCAGGCAACUCUAUCCGCUCCGGGUUCUUCAUCCCCCCCUUUUUUUCAAACCCCCUCAUCACAGUGCGUCGGAAACGAAAACAACAAGCAACGAUGAUUAGCUCACUAUGGACACUGUGCCAAACGUGCCCGUCCGUCACCGGCAAGUUGGAUGGCAAGUAUCGUUGGACUGAAUACCGAGAUGUGCCGACCGCCGCCAGAGUCAUCGAACACGCUCCACAAUGUUCAGGGCAUUCGGUCACAGAAUCCUCUACGAGAGUUCGAAAGGACGGAGACGACUUGCAGCAGGAUUUGACGAGUGGAGGAGUUCAUGAUUUCAUGGAACCCACUCUAGCUAUACCUGCUCACUUGAAAAUCGACAAUCAGCUGUAUUUGCAAGUGUUGCGAAGAAGUCAGUCAGAGGGGCCUCAUCAGCGCAGCACUCUCGGAGGAGGUGGUGGUGUAGCAGCGUUCGAACCAGGUCCCAUGGCCGCCUGGGUACACGGAAGACGACGUCAUUUCACCGAGCAGCAAAGACCCGAACAUUGGCUCGCUCCAGCUGGCGCCGCUGCAGCUGGAUCUUCAUCUGCUCUGGCCGCCGAGAGUCGAGCAGGAGCUUCCAGCUCCUUCCUUCAGCAGCAAGAGCACAAUCAUAAACGGGUCGUCGUCGUGGCCGGCGAGACGACAACAAACAAGAGGACCAUUACAACCGGCUCUUCUGAGUAUCAACUUCAAUUCGCCUGGCCACCACCUUCAGGCAAAAACAUUGCUUAUAACAGCAAUUGUUCAUCAGCCUUUGCUAACGCCCGCAGGAUGCCAGAAUCACUUGACAGUCUCUUGAAUCACUCUCAUGAUGGAGACAGGGAAGCAGCCGGACUUUUGAGUAACAGCAGAAUCAACAAUGGAACUGGGACAACAACACGCAGCCAGGAGAUGGUCUAUCACGCGGCCGAAGAGCUUCUCCUAAAUCACCAAGAGCAAAAUGAACUUUCCGAUGAUCAGCCACGCAGACGGCGCUACAAGACGGAAUACAAGAAAAAAUUUCGACCAUUUUCACUCUACCAGUACGUCGAUGGCAGGUUCCAGAAAUCAUCUUCGGAUAAGAUUCCCAUGUCUUCGUCCACCGUUGACGGCGGGCCGGCAACUGCCCCUCCGCUUCAAUCUGAUGGCAUUAAAUUGGACAAGGAUACUUGGUACGGCGAAGUCCUGGAGCUUAGGAAGAAAGCUGGAGAAUACAAAUAUCGAGGUUUGGGCGGAGAAUUAAUGUCGGAUCACAUGGCCGAUCUGUACGCUAAGCAGAUGGACGUUUGGGAGCAAGUGUCUCGCAGGAGCUCGUUAUCCGCACUUGCUCUGGCCGCUACAACGCCUAGACCAGGGUCAGAGAAAGUGGAAACGACUUCCGCAGUCAACAGCAAACGUGGCUCGCCGGUCAAGACGGCAUCGCCGCAGAACUCGUCUAACCGUCCGGGACACGCCCAACCGUUGGUCUCGUCUUCUCGUAACAAGGACAACAACGCUCGUAACAAGGGAAGUGAUUCGGCUGAACGAGCUAGGCGUGACAUGAGUCAGCAUCGUUCCGUUUCUUCUGAAGGCAGCAAAUCGAGAUCCAAAUCUGCCAAACCGGCAAAAUCACCAGCCCAGCAAAGCGGAAACGGAAAUGUCACAUUGGCUAUUCGUCCUAGUCUGGGUGCUAUUUUCCAUCCAAUCAGCCGACCUCCAGCUCGAUCUGCUUCACUCGGUCCGGAACGUCGCAUGCCUAAAUCCGCUUCUUCCAAUACGACGGGAGGAACAAUCGGAUCGUCGACUACCAAGACUUCGCCUGUUAAAGCCCGUCCAGCACACACUAAUGAAGACGGCGUGCAACCCAUUGUGGUAAAAAAGAAUCAGAAAGUUUCCAUUAUUGCUGGCGAAGGCAAAGAAAACAUCAUCGUGGACGAAUCUUCAAUGACCGUUAUCGAACAAGAGCCGUUGCCGGCCUUAAUUAAGGCGCUUCCCGAACCGACGCGAGUCAAAUCGCCCGAACAGCUGGUCGUCCGCUCUCCCGAUCCGGUCAACUGGACCGUACCGCUGGACACGGGCAAAACUUUCACCGUCACGCAGAACAUCCGUGGAGGAGAAGGAUCUCGGCCCCAUUCGGAACUGAAAGUUUCCAUGACAGUCCGUCCGCUACCGGUUCCUGCCGCUCCAGUUCAUACAGUCUUGACUCCGAUUGUGUCGGUCAUCACAAAACAACCGAUCCAACAGCAGCAAGAGCCUCCACUCUCCGGUGCUCCAGAUGAAAAUGCUGAUGUUACAGCUUCUUCAAAUGAAACAGAGGACACAAACGAAAUGGCUGACGCUGAAGCGGUUAAAGAACUUCCUGCCAAAGAUCAUCCAAUGGAUGAGGUUCUGCCAGCUGACGAAGUCCCUCCAACUGAUGAUGUCCCCGCUGUGACUGAAUUAGAAACGAAAAUGAUAGAUGUUCCAGUCAAAGAGAUAGAGGAGGAUCAGUCAGAUUCUAAAGCCGAAGAGAUUCAAGCUCAAAAAGAAGAAGAAGAAGAAGAAGAAGAAGAAAAGAAAGAGGAAACCCAAGAAGGAGAAGAAGAAGUAAAGAUAGAAAAAGAAACGGAAGAAAAAGUACCAGAAGAAAUCAAAGAGAUUGAAAGCCUUCCAGAGAAAGAGAAAGAGCAAACUGGCCCCGUCAGUGAUCCUCUUGACACGGCUGCUGUCUUAGGAAAAGCGCCAUUGAUCGAGGAACUGCCGGCUGUCGUUCCCGUCGAACCUGUGACAAGUAUUGUGCCUGGAACCACUUUGAGACGUCUGGAGGAUCCGACGCCUUUCCUAUUCUCACGGCCCGGCACGCUGGGCAGCCUCACAGCUAGUCAAUCCUUCGCCGGCACGUCCCUACCCGAUACAAAGCCUAAAGCACCUCGUUACCGAGUGCUCGAAGCGCCUGGAAUGAUGAACGAUCCAGUUGUAGCUCACCCAAAAGUUCACGAAUUGCCGAAACCGUUCCAGAAUCCGAAAAAUGAGCCAUACGAGCAGAUGGCUCAUCCUUUGCAGAGCAGCACAGCUCCGAUGAUGACAUCGUCAUCGCCUUAUAAAGGACGUGUUCUCGAGGCUCCGUCGUCGCCGCCCAAAAGCUCUGCGGUCUCGUCAUCGCCCAGUGAUUCUCAGAUAUCCAGCCGGUCACUGGCCUCUGACGUCCUAGAGAAAGCCCGCACCCGUUUCGAUCGAUUCUGGACUAAAAAAGAAAGCGAUAAGUAAAGUAAAUAAAGAAGUUUGUUCUGAAAAGGGAAGGUAGAUCCUAAAUGAAAAGCCAAGCGGGAGAGCAUUUGAAAGAAAAAAAAAUUUUAAUUACGUUUCAAACAUCUGAAAAAUCGACUACGACUAGAAAUUUCCGUUUUGCGUCCCGGUGUCGAUUUCCUUUUUCUUUUUACAUCAUAUUUACUUUGAUCCAUAUAUAAUAGUAGGUUAUUUAUCAAAUUUAUAAAAACUGGCUGGCAAAUUACGCGGAGCUCUUCUCGAAUGAAUUUUUAACGACGACGAUGGCUAUCUUAACCGGCUUCUUCUCAGCGCUUAUUUGUUUUGUUUUUUCAGGACACCAGAAGAUAAUUAACAUAUAAUUGCCUGUAUUUGUUUCGUUUUUUUUAAGUUUCUCAACAUCUCUUAUGUAUGUGUUCUGGUACCAGUAGAUUGAUGGAUCCUUCCACGCCAAUAGGCGAAUAAUUCUGAAGACAAACGUUAUAGGGAUUGAUGAAUUAAAGAGCUGAUGCGCCUCCCUGCUGCUUGUGAAAAAAAAGGUGUCAAUUUUAUGGUAUGGCUGUCCACGAACAAGAAGAGAGCUCAAGAAUAUCAUCAAGGUGUUAAACGGCCCGCCUUUGGCUCGAUGUGAUGGAGACUGGAGAAUU
Daphnia carinata is the source of this 3977-nucleotide messenger RNA. RefSeq lists its product as uncharacterized. The transcript is spliced from 14 exons. Lineage: Eukaryota; Metazoa; Arthropoda; Branchiopoda; Diplostraca; Daphniidae. Gene Ontology annotation, molecular function: microtubule binding. The record is from RefSeq and is a predicted model, not a curated record. The coding region runs from base 202 to 3333 and encodes 1043 amino acids. Gene Ontology annotation, biological process: negative regulation of centriole replication.